GUAACUUUGGCGCGCAAUAAAUGGCGGCUCGGGGCCAUUUUGGUUGAUCACGUGACUCAUAGUGCGUUGUGGUUUGGAGAUCCAGAUAGUUUUUGUAAAUAGCAUCUGUACAUAUUGUACAAUAUAUAAUGAGUUCGGGAACUCGAACCACCUCUAAAGGUGGCAAAGGGGCUAAAAUAGACAAGUCACACAAGACUGACAAAGGAGAUGUUGGCAAAGGUAGUGGUGACAAACAACAAAGAGACACAAGUACUAAGUCCGAGGAUAUCAGCAUGUCAGACAAAGUCAAAUUGCUUAUUGAUUUGAGCAGUAAAACAGAAGAUGAAGUCUGCCUGGCUCUGCAUGAUUGUGACAAUGAUAUGCAACAGGCUAUUAACAUGCUACUUGAAGACCAAGGCACAGGCGGUGAGUGGUGCGUGAAGAAGAAAAAGAGCAGACAAGCGUCGACCAGCAAGGGCGACAAGGGCGACGAAGGCUCCGCCGACGACUGGAACGACCUCGCUCCCGCGUCCGCCGGCGACAAGGAGAACAACAACUCGAACUACAAAUCGCGCGGCGGUCGCGACGGAAAGCGCGGCGGCGGCGGCGGCCCGCCCCGUCUCCACGACCGUCACAACGACAACCGCGGGUGGCGCGGACGCGAGAACGGCGGCGACGACUGGAACAGCUCGGGCGGCAGAGGCGGCGGCGAAAGGCGCGGGGGUCGCGGCGGUGGGGGCGGUGCUCCACGCGGCGGCGGCGGUGGCCGCGGCAGAGGUGGCGGACGAGCGGGCGGCGGCCGAUACGGACCGCGAGGCGGUAGCGGCAGGUCGGACCGCGGAGGCGGCGGCGGCGGCGGCAGCUUCAACAAGCCUUUCGAUACGUGGGACAACUCGAACACGUGGGACAAUAACACGGUCGCGAAUACCAAUCACAAUGCAGGUAAGGAAGAGAACUGGGACGAUUUUCCCGGCGCAGACGAAUGGACUACGGAAGAGUACACCGGCAGCCUGGCCGAUACCAAGGUGUUCACGCCCAGCACCCAGCAGAACGACGAUCCCAACGAGCAGCAAAUGCAACCCCCAGAAGGUGCUGUCCCGCCGCCGGGACAGGAGUUCGUCGAACAGCCCGGCGGCAUCAUGUCCCAGAGCCCUGUGCCCAUUGUCGGUACCCUCAACGCUGCUCAGACUCAGUAUUUAUCUCAGCUAACGCAACAGAACAGCGAAAGCAUGAACAAGCAGUACGCCACUGCGACCGGCGGCGGCGGCGCCAGCCCCAGCCAGACCUACCAACAACAGCAGCAACUGCAAUCGGCUCAAACUCAACAGGCCGCGCCUGCGCAGCAGCAGACGUACGCCGGUACGGCGCAAACUCCGCAGUACGGCAACGCGGCCGCCUACAACAGCGCGUAUCCUGCGACGGGUGCGAACAGUUACGACGCCAGUGCGCAGCAGCAGGCGCAGCAGCCGCCCGCGAGGACGAAGACUCAACGGGCGAGAGUGCCUCCACCUUCAAAGAUUCCUUCAAGCGCGGUUGAGAUGCCGGGCGAGAUGAACUCCUUCCAAUACUUGGACGUGCAGUUCGGCGCGAUGGACUUUAUGGACGGCGGCGGCGGCGGCGGCGCCACUUUCGACGCCACGUCGGUCGACGCCAAUCCGAAAUACGCGACGUCGGCGUCUAACAAUUUGGAGUCGACGGGGGCGCCGAACGCGCAGCAGGAUUCUUCGGCGGACAACACGUACGCGUCUUCGACCGCAGCCAAGAAUCAAACGCAAAGCAGUAUUAGCUCUGCACUUUCACAGAGCCUCUCAAGCACAGACAACAUUCCACAGACCGGCGAACAUUUGACGACGGGUUCGUACAGCGCGGCGAGCCGAGGCGGCGCGAACGCGUCCGCGCAAUCUCAGCAGCAGGGCGGCGGCGGAUCGGGCGGCGGCAUGGACCAGAUGAGCCAGAAGGGAGCGGCCGAUGCGAACACGUACUCGCAACAGGCCAGCUACAAUUCCUAUCAGUCCAAAACCAACAACUACAAUUCGUCGUCGAAUUACGCUGGAGUGCAGACGACAACGAGCUCGUACGUGUCCGGCCAAUCGAACAACUACGUGAACAGCCAGUCGGCGGCGACGGCCGGAUCCGGCAACAACGCGUACCAAGCGUCUGCGGGAGCGGGCGGCAACACCGCCGCCAACUCGUACUCGAACGCAUACUCGUCGGGCGGCGGCAAUUCCACCGGCGGUGGUUAUCAGGGCGGCAACUCGAACAACGCCUUCCCCACCAUCAGCCAGGCGAACUCGUAUCCAAACAAUCAAACCUAUCCGCAAAAUACUAGUCAAUCGGUCUACGGUGCUAAUACAGGGUUGAGCAAUAGCUCGGGCUACGGCCAAACGUCGUCGGCGUCGCAGUACAACAACUACGGCUCGUCGGCUUCGGCGGCGGGCAACAAGCUGAAAGAAAACUCGUACGACGGCACCGGUUCGUCGGCGAGCGCCGCAGCCAACAGUGGCGGCGGCGGCGGCGGACAAUCCACCGCCAACAACGUGACGUCCGCCACUGCGCUGUCGUCGCUGUCGCAAACGACGACGGCGGCCAGCGCCAAGUCCACGACGACGCUAGCUGCCAAAAACUCGAAUAGCGUGGUUUCCAACAUCCCGCCAGGUGUCGCACCAGUCAUGAGCACACCCUACAUCAUGGGACAAGUCCCGUACUUCCAGCAACCUGUGUACUCUUACGAGGACAUGCAAUUGUUGCAGCAAAGACUUCCACACAUGACGACGCCCUACUAUGACAUGAGUUACCAGACACCGACAACGCUGGCAGCAGUGCGCGACGCCUCCGGCCUGGGCAACGUGGGUUACUCGAUGUCGUCGGACGGACGGUUCGCCAGAGGCGGCGACAACGCCUCGCCAGUGCCGUCUACCCUCUCGCAGCAGCAGACCUCCACUCUGACGCAGGGACACCAGGCGCAGCCGAUACUUGCUGGAGGAGCGCCUCCGUACUUCUUCGCCGCCACGGCCUUCAACACGAUCGCCCCGAAUUACCAGUUUGGAACGAUGUAUACGCAACUGCCUGCGGCGACAAACGCGCACGGCACCAACAGCAGCAGCCAGUACCCGAAACCGGGCGCCGGCUACUCCGGCUACGGCACGUACGACCCGCUGGGGCAGACGCAGGAAUACGGCAAGGGCGGCUACGCGAGCAGCGCGGCGGCGGCCGCGCAGGCGCAGAAGGGCGGCGGCGGCGGCGGUAACGCGUCGACGACGGGCUCGGCCGGCAACGAUCUCAGCGCCAUGUACGGCAAGUCGCACGCCGCGCUCGGCAAAGUCAACUCGUAUGAAAAACAGGGAUUCCACUCGGGCACGCCACCCCCGUUUACCGGCACGUUGCACGGCAGCCAGUCGGCUGGACUGGCGCCCAGCGGUACCGGCUACGGCCCCCAGGUCUACAUACCGACGAUGGCCCCGCACCAGCAGCACCACAGCACGCCGCUGAUGCACCAGCCACAUAUGCAGGAUUCAGGUAAUUCGAGCGGUCAAAGGAGCCAAGGCUCGAACCAGGCCAAAGCCGGUUCGAAGCAAAACUACCCGAACUCCUACUGGAACCAGUCUUAGAAAAAUUCACAGCAACAUCAUAAUCGUCCCCCCUCCACAACAGCUGUAACUCCCCUCUGUUGCCGAAGAGGACGCUCGUGAAUUUUCGUUCGUCGUCGUCAGUUCGCCUCUCCCACACCAACCAAUCACAGCCACAGUUUACUUUGUUCGUUUAUAAAUAGUUUAUAUUAUUUAGCUUGUAAUUGUAUUUUAUAUUGAUUUAAACAGUGCGCGUCUGCCGCGCCUCGUAAAUUUGUAAGUAUUUAUUAUUUUUUAGGCCCCGCAAAGGGCCUCCCCACUAUUAUUAUUAUUAGUAUCGUUUCUUGACUACAGUGGAAUAAACAAGACUUGUACAUGUCAAACAUUUUAUACACUGCGUGUUAUUAGUUUGUCUCUGUUUAAUUUUAUCGACAGGCGAUUACAUUUUUAUUUCGUUUUUUUUUCUCUUAUUUUUGUAAAGUAGUCAAUUAGAGAGAAUUUUUUGUUUAAUUUAAUUUAAUCCAACAAUAAUAAAAUCUCAUGUAUGGUGCAAUUUUUAUCGAAAAUAAUAACUUUAAAAUGCAGGGACUGGAUUUUUUAAAUAGAAUAAUUGUUUUUUUUUUCGGCCAGUGAUCACCAAGAAACGCUUAUGUUUGUACUUUAAUUAAUUAUUAUUAUAAACGAAUGAUUUUUCAGUCUGUAUUAUACAAUUUUUUUUUAAUCAUCCAGCUGGUUUUCUUUUUUUAUUUUGUUUUUCAAAAUACAACUUGACGAUGGCGGGGAACUUUGGGCUUUUCAAAAAUUUAUAUAAAAAAUUAUCUGCCGCGUUUACAGUCAAUUUACGCGGGUGUUUGCUUAAAAGUUAACCAUUGUCGUUUUUAAGCGAUGUGUGCAAAUUUACUAUAAUUAUACGGAAAUGACAAAAUUAGGGACUUAUUUGAUAAUAAUCCAAAAGGCUGUGCUAUUUCUAUUAUGUUUUUUAUUUUUUACUCGUAAAUUUUGAUCCCACCUAUGGAAGAUAAUUUCUUCAGAACAUAUUUAACAUCAAAAAGAUUAUCGCCAUUAAAAACGACAACGAUUCAACUGCUUUGCGAAGCCGAAAACUCAUUUUUCGUUCGUUAAGUUAGCCGAUUAAUAUUAAUUGUAAGUAAAUUGACUGUAAGCAUGCGCAAACACAUUUUGGACUGAGCUCGGGCGCGCACGUCGGUUCCGCUCGGCCGUUUCCGUAAGACGAUACGUUAAGGCUCGCAGGGACGCCGCUAGAGGGCGGAAUUGGGCGAACCCGGGCGACGAGUACUAAGGAUACGGUUUCGCGGGCCCUUCUCCGAAUUAUUCUCUUCUCCUUUUAAGUAUUAGUUUAAUUUUUUACUCUUUCUACGAAAUACAAAUACAGUUGUUACACACGCCUUGUAGAUUCAGCAUAAUGACUUUCCCGUGGUUGUAAGAUGUCGCCGGGAACGACACUUGUCAUAAUUUUGAAUUUAGUGUGGUUCCUAGGUUUUUGGAGAUUGGCCCGCAAAUUUUUUUUAGAUAGAAUUUAUGAACUAACUAAAUUAUCUUGUGUACCUAUUGCUAAUUGUAUAAAAUAUUCUCCACAUAAUUAUUAUGUAGACACUGUAUAUGUGUAGUUUUGUUUUCUUUUUGUAUUUGCUAACUUAUGAAUAUGGAAAUACACGUGGAUACAACAACUUUGAAAUAAUUAUUUGUGUAAGUUUCUUCUGUAUUUUAUAAUUUUGACAUGUAGAGAAAUGGUGUGAUUUUUCACAGGAAUAAAUACUGAUUUAUUUAAGGUUCAA
Messenger RNA from Brassicogethes aeneus, 5341 nucleotides. NCBI's taxonomy places the organism in Eukaryota, Metazoa, Arthropoda, Insecta, Coleoptera, Nitidulidae. The record is from the annotation of a GenBank genome assembly.